CGGGCCCGCGGCGCCCGACGCGGCUCCGAGGCGGGGCCCGGACGCCGCCGUUCCCCCCUGCCCUCCUCCCCGAUGAGCCGCCGCCCUUGCCCCCGGGCGAGCGGACUCAAAGAGGUCUUGCUAUGCUUGCCUACAAAAACAAAACUAUCGAGGGGUAUUCGGCAAACGGGCAGCAUUGAUUCUGGCUCCCUACGCGGAUAUUUCUGGAAGUGCCAUCUCUCCACCGCUAAUGGGUUGGUCGCCAAAUAAAUAGCCAUGCUGCGGAGGAAGCAGUCCGGCCGGCUCCGAGAGGGACCCGGGGAGGAGAGGCUGGUGGGCUGGAAGCUACCCGCUCUGACAGGCGUCAACUUGCUGUUUGCCGACUUCCUCUGAAGGGCGGCAGUUGGGGUUACGAUUAGGCAUGUGGUACUGGAAAGAUGAAACCAAAACUCUUGAAUUCAGAAGUUUUAUACCUGCAGAAGUCAAAGAAAAAGGAAAGAAAGGCAAAGGAGUUCACUUUGCAGAAACCGAUGGUCCAGCUUCAGACAGGUUGACAGAAAAGAGGUUGGCUUCAAGAGAUGCUAAGUCACCUCAAGCCUUCGAGAAGCGAGGUCAGCAGGGCAACGUCACACUGCAUGAUGUUAAAUUUGUUGCUUUGCUUUUGCUACAAGAGACUGAGAUGCAGCAUGUCUGUUCUUUUACAACAUUUAUGAGGAAUAAGAGUCUUGACAAUUUCCUCGUGGCAUUAUUGCACUAUUUAUCUCAUUACUUGGAAAAAAUCUCACUGGAAAAGAAGCCCAAAAGCUAUAUGGUAGGCCUUGUCGAGAAAAAGAAGCUGGACUUGGUUUUAAGUAAGCUAGAAGCAGCACAGAAAUACUUGGCGCAGAAGUACUGUGUCCUUGUCCUGGGCCUGGGCAUGCCCGAUAAGCAUCACAUGUGCUGCGGAAAGGAGAAAAUAUCAAAUACACAAAAAGACUGGAAAUUCUUUGAGUCCUUUUAUACUUUCUGUGCAUAUGUAGCUUGGAUUGUCUUCCGACGUCAAUACUUCACAGAGAUUGAGGAAGAAAUAGGGAGGCUCUUUCGUACCAAUAUGUUUAAUAUUCCUCGAAGGAAGCGUGAGGAUGAAGAAUCGGGUGGGGAAAAAAACCGCAUGACUUUGGUACAAUUCAGGAGAAUGAUGGCAAAACGCCCAGCGAUUAAAAAAGCCAUUAACAUGCGCUCUCCAGCAAUGUCUACUCUGCUGCCAUCUCUCAGAGAAAAAGCACAGAGUAUCUUUGAGAAAAAGUAUCAUCAAGUAGACAUCCCAGCAAAGAUGCAUGAGGACAUGGGAAGUCAGGAUGCUGUGCCUAUGCCAACAGUUGGCAUCUUGGGGGAGCCUCGAUAUCUGUUCAACCCUCAUACCCUUCUCCCCAUUGAACCAGAAGAAAACAUGAAAUUGUCUGUGAGAAAGAUUUCCCUGAUAGAAAGAAAUAACAUGAGGAUUCAAAGUACACUGGACUUAGUCAUGAAAACACUGUCUAUCCCCUCAAACAGCAUUCGCUAAACAAUCUGGUACAUUCCGUUUCUGUAAUUAAGUCCUUGUAUUUGAAGUAAACUACUUUGACUUAAUCACUUUAUAUAGAACUAGUAUUUGUUAUCUUUUAAAUUGUUCAAAUUACUUUGUUAAAAGUUCAACAAUAGACUAUUAAAGAAUUCUAGAAAGCUCGCAAAAAGAUCAUUUUCCUAUAUUUAAUAGUUUGCUUUGUCAUUUAUUUCCUUGGCUUCUGUGUAACUAUUUAUAGAAUAACAUAUAGGACAUUUAACCAAUAUUCUAGUGGACUAGUGAAGAAACGUUCUGUUUAUUCAAUUCUGAGUUCCUUUUUACUUUAAAGGGUAUCUUUGGUAUGUUUGAAAACAAUAUUUCAUAAAAAGGCAAAUUAAACUGUUUUAACAUUAAAUCGCUUUCUAUAGCUAUAUUAUUAUUGGCAUUAAGAUAUAAAGCAUAUCUGAUUCAUUUAAAAGCCUCUUAGCAUAUAUGUUUUUUUCAUUCUUUGAUUUAUUCAUUUAACAACAAAUGCAUAUUAAGCCCCUGCUCCAUCCAAAGCCUUGUGCUGGGUUAUGUAGGGGAAAAUGAUUAUCAAGACAAAGACCCUACCCUCCAGGUGUGGGUAGUAGAGAAGAUAGGUAACAUACAUACCUGCCCACAAUACAUUAUUGAAUAUGGUAGAGGCCAUAAAAGAGGUAAACACCGAGUGACCUGAGAGGACAGAGCCUCAAAGCAGUCUCUUCCCUUGGGGACCAGGAGUGUUCUGAUUUGAAUUUGCAAUUGCAAGGACUGGGUGGCACUAAGGGGGACUUCCAGUCAGAGGUGAAAAAGUGUGCCCUGUGACAGAGGAAUGGCAAGAGUGUGGUGUAUGUGAAGGGGAAGGUGGGGUAGAAAACAGGCUGGAAGGUUCAGCCGAAUGUCCAGCUAGGGAGUGAGUUGGAUGUUAUUUGGUGGGCAGUGAAGAUUAGGAAUCACCAAUGCAACCAGUUCACUAGGUGGAAUACAGAGCUGCCGAUUAUAUAACAUUAUCAUUUUAAAAGCCCUGUAGGAAUUUAGCCAAUUAAAACAACUAGACUGAAUGUACCUCUCUGUGGCCACAGGGUAUCCUCAACUUCAAAAUCCUUCUUUUAGCGUUUAGCUAAAAAUCAUUCAUUUCCCAGGAAAAACUAGAUGCCUUUCCCAGAUAUAAUGUCAAGAGCAAAGGAACACCAGCUCCAGCCUGUUGGUAAUGUGGGGAGCUUCUGCUAAAUUUGCACUGUCUUCACUCUCUGAUCCUUUUU
Molecule: messenger RNA, 2784 nt
Organism: Hipposideros armiger (great roundleaf bat)
Lineage: Eukaryota; Metazoa; Chordata; Mammalia; Chiroptera; Hipposideridae
Gene: PPP1R36
Product: protein phosphatase 1 regulatory subunit 36
Exons: 11
Coding region: 401-1522 (373 amino acids)
Biological process (GO): negative regulation of phosphatase activity
Molecular function (GO): phosphatase binding
Source: RefSeq, a predicted model, not a curated record